Molecule: messenger RNA, 883 nt
Organism: Cokeromyces recurvatus
Lineage: Eukaryota; Fungi; Mucoromycota; Mucoromycetes; Mucorales; Mucoraceae
Exons: 3
Coding region: 194-403 (69 amino acids)
Source: RefSeq, a predicted model, not a curated record
CUAAUUUCAGUUUUAAUUCUGGCCUAAAAUAAUUUAUCUGGACUAAUUUAGAAAUAACAUAUAGGGAGAAAGAUAAGCAAUCAUAUAGCAUUGAUCUUCAACCGUCUUUUGAAUAUCAGGACAUUUAUAGAUGGCGUUAUUAUCCAUAACUAGAUGUUACUAAAUAGUCAUUCCAUAAGUAUCUAAAGUAUCUAUGACGCUUAUCACGCAUUCCUAUCUUUGGUCUAUCAAAGUUUCAUCGGCUAUACAUAUAAAAUACAGUCUCAUUAACAUAAAUACAAGAUUCAAAUUAGUCCAUCUGUUGGUCUGCUUCCCAUGUAAAUACUACUUUCCUACAAAUCUGCAAAAUCUUUUCGAAUGUUUCAGCACCAAGAAUCCUAUCUUAUUUCUUAAGACUAAAUAAAAGACGAUCAAUAAAAUGCUUGUGUCGUCUCAGUAACUUAAUCGUAGUGAGUAAUAUUGAGUAUAAAGAAGCAGACAUUUCAUAGUCUAUCCUUGUUAAGGCAGUAAUAUGUUUAGGAUUAAAACAAGGCAUCCAUCUAUUGCUAACUAUUAUUGCUAAGGACUAAACUAUUCAGUAUAGUAAUAGCCCACUUUAAGACCUUUUUUUUUUCUUUAAAUAUAUGCUGCCAAAUUUGAAAAAUACCAAUAAUCAGACCUAAUUUUACUAUCUUCUCUAAAAAUAUGGAUGGAAUACUGUAAAGAAGGGUUCGCUAUUUGUUAUAAGCUCUCCCCUUUCCGAAUACUCAUUACCAUAUUGCCAUAAAGUGAAUGAACAUUUGACAUUACUUAGAGUUAGUCAAAUUUGAUUUUGGAAUAUUUCAAGUAAUAAGGACUUAAAAUUUACUAUGUUCAUACCUACUUUACCAUGGUUAUAUCUGUG